Messenger RNA from Hippocampus zosterae (dwarf seahorse), 1967 nucleotides. Its product is annotated as potassium channel subfamily K member 1-like. The coding region runs from base 67 to 1080 and encodes 337 amino acids. The record is from RefSeq and is a predicted model, not a curated record. Gene Ontology annotation, molecular function: potassium ion leak channel activity. The transcript has 3 exons. Gene Ontology annotation, biological process: stabilization of membrane potential; potassium ion transmembrane transport. Gene Ontology annotation, cellular component: membrane. Lineage: Eukaryota; Metazoa; Chordata; Actinopteri; Syngnathiformes; Syngnathidae.
CAUUUACCCCCCCCCCCCCUCCCGAGUUUUAAAUUUCGUGUUGCAUUUCGUGUCCAUUUCCACGCUAUGGGGGGCAUCUGCGCUCGCUUCGCCGAGGACCACCGGCCGGGGCUCAACUUUGCUUUGCUGGUGGUCACCUACGCCGCUUACCUGCUCGUUGGCGCCGGCAUCUUCUCCGCCGUGGAGCUGCCCUACGAGGUCCAACUCCGCCAUCAGCUGGAGGCGAGUCGCCGUGACUUCCUGGCCAACAAUACGUGCGUGUCGGACGACAGCCUGCGCCAGCUACUGGCGCGCGCGCUGGAGGCCAACAACUACGGCGUGUCGGUACUGGGCAAAAGCAGCCGCCGCAACUGGGACUUCAUAUCCUCACUGUUCUUCACCAGCACCGUGCUGACCACCACGGGUUACGGUCAUACCGUUCCUCUGUCGGAUGAAGGGAAGGCCUUCUGCAUCAUCUACUCGGUGGUGGGAAUCCCCCUGACCCUCUUCUUCCUCUCUGCCGUGGUGCAGAGGAUCAUGGUGGUGGUCACCCGCCGUCCCCUCGCCCACUUCCCGCGCCGCUGGGCCGUGUCCAAGGCCAAGUUUGCCGCCGCCCACGCGGCGGCCCUCUUCGUGGUGGUGACCCUUGUGGUCCUCAUCAUCCCGGCGUGCAUCUUCUUCACCGUGGAGCAGGACUGGAACUUUCUGGAGUCCCUCUACUUCUGCUUCAUCUCCUUGACCACCAUCGGGCUCGGAGAUUACGUCCCGGGAGAGACUCAGAGUACGGAGGACGACCGUCACCGGGAUUUCUACAAGCUGGUCAUCACUUUGUACCUGCUGAUGGGUCUGGUGUGCAAUCUGGUGCUGAUGGAGACGUGCGUGGAGCUGCCGCAGAUGAAGCGCCUGCGCCAGCGCUUUUACCGGGACGACCUGCGCGAGCUGGACUCCGAGACGGCCAACAUCAUCGAGCGGGAACACACCGCCGACGCGUCUGACCACGUCAUCCCGUCUGUUUCGGAGCACACCGACACCGUGCGGGACGGCGGCAGGCCGGCGGUGCCGUACAUGCUUGCGCCCAGCCUCAACGGGAAGCUCAACUAGCACGAUGGAAAAUGGGUCACCUGCUGUGCAAUGGGCGGAGUUUACAUGUUCUUUGAGGGACCGGCUGAAAUGGACCAUUCUGUUGCUCGGAUUCAUGGCAAUGUGGUCUUUUGACGUGGAAAUGGAUAGCGAGCGCAACACUUGACUUGAGGUAACAGGCUAGGAAAUGUUUUUCACAAAUCUGAUAAGGUGUUGGAAAAGUACUGUGAUUUUUUUUUUCCCCUGGUCAGAAUUUUCCCUCCUGAUAAGAGCUGCGGCGUGAAUGCCAAGGAAGGGCUGCUAAGUUUCCGCUUCCUGUCAAAACGGUGGCUGGUAGAGCAAGUGCGCCAUGACACUACCUCAUAUUCCAAAACACCGACCUGCACGUUGUGGCCCGACAUCACUUCAUUUAGCAACCAAAAAUAUGACCGCGUGGUACUCCAUCGACAGCACACCUCUGCCAAGAGGUUGCCAAGAUUCUGCAUGAGUUACCGAAAAGCAAGGCAAAAAAAGCAGUCUGACAACGUCGCACUGUUAAACCAAAUAGGUCUACUUUAGUCAGAAACAAAGUGCAAAAUCAUUUCCUUAAAAGUGUGGCUGAUAAAAAAUUACUAUUCCAACAACCGAAGUCAGUUUUACAGCCUAGUUUCGACAAGAGGUAGUGAGGAACAUUGUUGUGUAAAUCCAACACUGUGACUAACUUUGCAAAGGCACAUCGUUUUUCAUGUGCAAUAUGGAUUUGAACACAAGAGGGCAGCAUUUGCACCCUUGAAGCAAUUAACUUUUGUAUCCUGUACGGCUCACUUAACCUGCUCAAAACACAGCCACAAAUACUGCUUUGUACAUUAAAUGGAUCUACCCCCCGCCCAAAAAAUAAACAAACGGAUUAAAAUACUUAUUAGGAAUCA